GAGUGAAGCUUUCAUCGGGGUUGUUGUCUGAGGGACCAAACCCUCGUCUCUACGGCUCCCUCCCUCCCUCAGCUUGCAUUAACUCUGACACCCGGCGGAGUGUUGAGCGCUGUAAGCAUGCCGGCCAUGUUCAGCUCUCUCUGUCUGUUUGUUUAAGAGCUUAGGACGGUUGGAGUCCGGGUCUCUCCUGGAGGUUAACAGAGAGCUGGUGCUUCCUGCUGAAGGCCUCUUCAGAGAGGGUAAGAGAGUCCUUCAGCAUUUGCAGCACGUGUUGGUUUGGGUCAAAGCCUAAUGUCUGCCUUUAGGUUUGAAGCCUACUGCAAGAAUGGAAGAUGUUGCAUUUAAGUAUGAACUGUUAGUUUGAAUUUUUAAGCAUAAACUACAACUUUCAUAAUAAAUGAGCAACAUUACUUAGAAAUAUACAAACAUAAAUAGAUUUAGGCAAAACUAUGUCAGAAAAAUAAAUAAAUUGACCACUAAGAAUGUAAUGUAUCUGGCGGCGUGGAGAGAUGAUAAUGAUGAUGACCAAGGCUUUGCAUAACGAUAGUCUUUGUCUGGAUAUUUACAUUGGCUACUGCAGCUGGCUGGGCCAUCUACUGGUGCAAAACAAACAAGGAAAAAAGGAACAAUAACAAUAUCUAGGUUACAUUACCGCUAAAGAGGUCUUAUAGUGUUAAACAACAAAACAGCAAGGCCCAUUUUGGAGGUUUUUAAAUAAACGGAGGUCUGUUUAAGAAGAGGAUUUGAAUAGUAACAUAAAGUUGUGUGUCUUUUGGAGUUUGACCAAAACAAGAUUGCAUGACCAAGGCUUAAUUAUAUAAUCCUGACCUAAAAACAAAAAAGCACGGGUAUGUUUUAGGUAAUAUACAUAAUUCCUUUUCAAACCAUUGCGAGGUAGGAGUGUCUAGUACCUGUACUUAGAUAAUUACAUUGCAUAAAUAUUAUGCAUACACAGUAUAUACACGCAAAAUUGACAGAGAGAAGGAACACGUCCCAUCACAUAAUAAAGCGUACUUUCUGAACGUCAACAGAUAGAAUCCACAGGUUCAAUAGAUCCUUAUGAGCGCAGGUAUGUGAGGAGCUAGUGAUGCGUUCAGGUGGAGGUGUGGCCCCUCAGCAGCACUCGGCCAACGACUGAGUCUUCAGGUUACCAGAGGAGGCUCGCACUCGCAACCAAAACCCUGGCCGAGGAACAUUGAGUCACCUCGACUCCUCUCACACACACACACACACACACACAAACUCCCAAACACACACACACUCACACGCAGACCUACUCAAGGAAUAAUCCGUCCGUCGCUUGGGAAAGACGACCGACUCGAGCUGAUUAUCUCGUGCUCGAGGACAGGCGUCGAGGACCCUCCAUGACCAUGCCCAUGGUGGUGAAGCUCGAGAAGGAGUCUCCCAGGGAGAUCUCCCAGCCCCCGGACGGCGGCGGCGCCGACCAGGGCGAGGACCAGCCCAGGGGGGGCCGGCGGAGGAAGAGGCCCCUGCAGCGCGGGAAGCCCCCCUACAGCUACAUCGCCCUCAUCUCCAUGGCGAUCGCCAACUCGCCCGACCGGAAGCUCACUUUAGGCGGCAUCUACAAGUUCAUCACGGAGCGCUUCCCCUUCUACAAGGACAACUCCAAGAAGUGGCAGAACUCCAUCCGCCACAACCUGACGCUCAACGACUGCUUCAUCAAGAUCCCGCGGGAGCCCGGCCGGCCUGGCAAGGGCAACUACUGGGCGCUGGACCCCAACGCCGAGGACAUGUUCGAGAGCGGCAGCUUCCUGCGCCGCCGCAAGAGGUUCAAGCGCUGCGACUUCACCACCUACUCGCCGUACGUCCACGAGACGGCGUCCGUCUUCCCGCCGGUGCAGAUCGCCCGCUCGGCCGCGUACGGGAACGGCCUCUACCCCAACAUGGCAGUCAGCCCCACCUACGGCCAGCAGCUGCCCCCCGCCUACUACCCCUCCCCGUCGCCCCCCGGGUUCGGCCCGGCUCAGGCCCGCAUGUUCAGCAUCAACACCCUGAUCGGACCGGAGGUCAUGCAGCAGCAGCAGCAGCAGCAGCAGCAGCAGCAGCAGCAGCAACAGCAGCAGGCUGUCCGGGGCGGGUACAGCCCCGAGGGGCCCCAGAACUUGACGUCGGGCCCCUGCGGCACCGGGAUGCCCGGCUUCCAGGGCCAAACCUGCGGAGGGGUUGCGCCGUCAUCCCGGGGGUCCGCCCACGUAGGGUUCCCCUACUCCGGGCCGCACGGCCCCCCCAGCCACCACCACCACCACCACCCCCACGGGGCCCAGAGCUCGUACGGACAGGGGCACGGACAGGGGUACGGGAUGGUGGGGCGGUCGAUGGACUCGAUGGACCAUUACGGCAGGGUGUCCCCGGUACACCUGGGCUCCUUCUCCCAGUACAACGGGGCCCAGGGACCCAUGGCUAACACCGGGGGCUACCUAAGACACACGUACCCGGGGAACAUGGAAAGGUUUGUGUCGGCUAUUUGAGACUUUGGGCCCCCAAACAAUGGGAAAAGACUUUAAUGGAGAUAGAUGUUAUUAUCAAGGACUUAAAACCUUAGAAAAAAAAGAAUGUGACAUUUCGGGACUGUAACUGUAGUUGUGUUUUGUUAUUUUGUGUCUUCAGACCAAGUUGAUAAAUAGAAAAAAUAAUGACACGUUAAAAUAGGCCUAUUUUUUACGAUAUUUGUAUGAGAGCCACUUUAAAAAUGGCCUUCAGAGGGACUAGGAGGAAUUAAAGCACUGUCGAAGGAGAGGUCCAAUGGGCCUUUAGUUGAGUGGAAUUCGAUUUUUAAUAGUUUUAUUGAAGUGAAAUAUGGUAGUAUAAAUUAUGCUUACCACUUUUCAAUAAAGGGUUGCUUUGAGCAAGGUUAGCGAUAGGCCUACGUGUGCAUGUAUUUGGUCGGCAGAUUGCUGUAUAUAAAUGCGGAAUUAAACUAUUUUUGCUUCGAAUUUUGCAUACCUUUUAACUCAAAAACGCACCGGCUAUAUGCUCCCACUUGAAAAUAUUUCGUAAAGCACAAAUAAAUAUAAUGCAACUUUAUUUUCGUUAUUUUAUGUUUUUAUUUGUAUUGCGUUCAUUUUAACUCGGAUCGUUUUGUCUAAAUUACUUUUUGAAAUUUGCAGUAGGCACAAUGAUUAACGGAGGAAGAGAACUUCGGAAAUAUUAGGACUUUGGGCUUUGUUUUACUUUGGUUUGCGCUCUCUCCGUUUCUGCUCCGGCGCAUUUCAAGAGUCUCCUGAAACCACGCUGACGUCAGUCACUGGCCGGCUCCAUAUCAAGGCUAGACAUCUCCACGGCACUCACGAGCUGCUCCUGUAUAGCCACCGCGCAAACCCACCAACCAACAAAACCUGUUCACUUGCAACUAUUACAAUUGAUGUGCAUGUAGUAGGCAUGUUAUCAUUAUAAAUAUUUGAACGAUGCGUUUGAGAAUGAGUAGGCUAAUGUUAAGUUUUUGUCUGUGAUAGAAUCACACCGCUUGUAGUUUGUAGGCUACUCUAGUUUAUCCUUCAAACGGAGACAAGUUUAUCGUGAUUUUAUAUAAUUUUUUUCCAUGACGUCUGUAAUGUUUAGAAAAGGAGCUUUGAUCAAACAAAUGGCAGGACCAGGUGGGUCUUCAGGAAAUAGAUUAACCAAGGUCCUACCGUACCGUGCGGUCUAAAGAAAAGAACACGAGUAGGCUACAGGGAGGUUCCCAAAUAACGAUAAAUAUCACUUACAAAUUUGGAAGAAAGGAUAAUAAAUGCAGAAAGGUUGAUUAGGUUUAUUGUGACAACUUCAUGGUCAGUGUCAAAGUGGUGGGGCUUUAAGACAAACAUUUAUAUAAAAAAAAGUUUUGGAAUAAAAUAAGGCCUAAUAAGUGCCUGUAUUUCGUUUAUUUUUUAUUAAGACAAUUCCUGCAACCACUUAUAGAAAUGAUUACGAUUAUGUAGGGCUAAAACUGCUUUUAACUAAUUGUAUUUUUUCUUUUUAAGACCACAAAUUAUUAGUAUUUUAAGUAGUAUUUUAAUAAAAUAUUUAGUUUACACAUUGUAUACUUUGUCUCUACUUAGGGUAUGGCACAUAUUUAAAUGUAUUCAUGAAAAAUAAACCUUAACCCUCAUGGCGAAGUUGAUAACAAUUUAUUAAACUUGUACAAAAAGUUUGGAAAGCCAUACUCCAACACGAAAGAUGCACAUAAACAUCAAACAUAAACAUGUUAUUUUUUAGAAAAAGGAAAAGAACUUUUAAUACAAAACAGAACAAUACCAACAGGUCUGAAAAAGAAAGGAAAGGGCUACAGAAGUGAACAAAAUACAAUAAAUAUUACAAAUCAACUGAUUAAAUCCUGAAGCUUUCCGAGCUCCUCAUAGUUCUGCACCACAUCUGGGAUGGACUUCAAGGUCUGUGUGGAGACAAAGGAGCACAGGCCUCUGUUAGCAUGGGACGAUUCAUGAUCAUGUGAUGAUGACUCUACAUCUAUAUGAAUAAGUGCAGGUACCUUUCGAGCCGUUUCCACCAUGUUGUCCAGCAUUCCUAGUUCUUCCUCCAUCUUUUGCUCAUUUUUUAGGUAGACCAUUUUCUAGGGGAAAUUAAAAACACGAAAAACACAAUGAAGCUAUAACAAUACACCUUAAGGAGAGGCCCGUCUUGCUGGAAGGCGAUUCAGACCAUCUGGUAAACAGCGCGUGGCCUUACGUGUCUUUUCGCCUUCUCCAGGAGCUUGGUCCUGGCCUGCUCAGACUGCAUCAGACCCCCCUUCAGCCUCUCCACCUGGGGGUCACAGUUAGAGGAGAAGAUUAGAUUAAAGAAGAGCAUAGACCAAUUUCUUGUGAAUAUUAACAUCAACUUGUAUUCCCAUUCAACCUCGACUUUCAAAAGAAAUCCCAGUGAUCUGAACGUCAUGGUUUGGCUUUUCUAAAUAAAGCCUGUAUCUGUCGACCACCGAUAUAAGCAUGGGUGGAGACGGUACCUCCUGGAGGAGCUGGAUCUUCUGCUCCAUGAAGUGUGGCGUGCCGUCAGAUCCGGAGCCCCCUUUCCGCAGCUCGUCCCUCAGGGCCCACGACUCCACCUGCGACUGCUGCAGCAUGUGACGUAACUCCUGUCAGCGGAGAAAGGGAGACGGAAGAGAUGACUGCUUGAUGACAGUUCCACAAAAGAGUGUCAAGUAUUGUAGUGGCGAUUUGUCCUCAAUAAAACAAUAACUCGAAAAUUAAGAAAUCAAACAAAGCAACGUAAUCAAAAUAGCCACUGAGGCACCAGGGGGACGAAUCUUCAGAGUCAACUGUCCAAUCGUGAAUUUGGGUUUCUGAAGGUUUAUUUUCCGAUCUUCCAAGCAAACAAAACAAAUGUGCAACAGUGGGAACUGGCCGCCUCAUCUCCUUUGUCUCUCUCGUACAGCUGGUAAAAAACCAUGACCCU
Molecule: messenger RNA, 5406 nt
Organism: Gadus chalcogrammus (walleye pollock)
Lineage: Eukaryota; Metazoa; Chordata; Actinopteri; Gadiformes; Gadidae
Gene: foxe1
Product: forkhead box E1
Exons: 2
Coding region: 1365-2489 (374 amino acids)
Biological process (GO): anatomical structure morphogenesis; cell differentiation; regulation of transcription by RNA polymerase II
Molecular function (GO): RNA polymerase II cis-regulatory region sequence-specific DNA binding; DNA-binding transcription factor activity, RNA polymerase II-specific
Source: RefSeq, a predicted model, not a curated record